GUGUAGAGGAAUUGAAGCGUCCGUCGUCACUCACCGCCGCUAGAAUAAACACCGUCUUCGCCUGCUGAAGCUAGAGACCUACCACAACCACCAAUUGCCAGCGAAAUGAAGUUCUCAGCUGUCUUUGCUCUCGUUUCGGCGGCCGUCGUACUCGCGUCGCCUGCGGCUGUCAGCCUCAACCGAUCGACCAAGGAGGUGCGGGCCAGCGACAACACUGUCUCAUUGCUCUCAUGUGUCGAAUGUCCCUGUGAGGGUUUUGAUGGAAGCUGUCGAUGCAUUCCGAACGGAUGCUGCUGCACUUAAGCCGGUGACGCGCCGCUCGAAACAACACCACAGCUCGCAUAUCUGGGGUUCUACUUUCUCUGUAUACUUUAAAUCAAAAUACGGUUGCUGUACAUUCUGAUACAAAAAGAGUGGAGUUGUUCAGGACAACGUCAGUGGUCGUCGAUUAAGCAUGAACGAGUACAUGCAUCGACCAAAUAGGUCUCCAUAACAAGAUAAUACACUUUUCGAAAUCCGUUAAUCUGU
Molecule: messenger RNA, 528 nt
Organism: Parastagonospora nodorum SN15
Lineage: Eukaryota; Fungi; Ascomycota; Dothideomycetes; Pleosporales; Phaeosphaeriaceae
Exons: 3
Coding region: 106-303 (65 amino acids)
Source: RefSeq, a predicted model, not a curated record